Molecule: messenger RNA, 1409 nt
Organism: Cuscuta epithymum
Lineage: Eukaryota; Viridiplantae; Streptophyta; Magnoliopsida; Solanales; Convolvulaceae
Source: the annotation of a GenBank genome assembly
AAACAUUACCAUAUAUAAUAAUACGGAGUAUCUCAAGAUCACUGUUCAAAACAAACACUUUGGCAAUAAUACAUUCAUGUGAAAAAGCUUCUCUGAUCUCUAGGGUUCGGUAGCUUCUCGCCGCCGCCUUAGUGUAGGUUGAGUUUUCCCUUUUCGCUUUUCAUUCUUGGCUUCGGACUUCUUCGAAUCAAAGGUGGGGCGAGUAGGUGGUUUGGGUCUGUGUCUAUCGGCAGGCAUCGAGGAGUGCAGGGGGGAGUUUUUCUGGUUUGACUUUUGGGACGAGGGAAGUCGGUGGAGUGCUGCUGCGGCUUUUGGUUUGACUACCGCGGCUUCGACUGUUGAGAAGAAGUCCUCUCGAAGGGGCAUCUAGGCGGACAAAUUUUUAACUAUGGAAGAUGUGGUAGAGCAGUAUAGACGUUUGGCUUUGGAGAAGGAAAACAGUAGGCUGAAUUUUGAUGAUGAGGAGGAAGAGGUUACCAUUCCAAACGCAAAGGUGGCGGAGUUUCCGGUGGUGGGAGUCAUUCAUACCGACCGGAAAGUCAGAUUUCAGGCAUUACAGGAUCUGUUUAUACCGCUCUGGAGACCAGGAAGAGGAAUGACGGUUCAAGAAAUUGAUGACAAGAGGGUUAUGGGACACUCUGAGAAAUUUUGCCCAUUAAAAUAUGUGGAGGAUCUCGUGUUGGAGAAAAACUUUAGUGCUGAUCUCAGAGCAAGUGGUGGGGGAAAGAUUAGCCCCACAAGGGGUGGUAAGUGGUUGGUGGAUAAACAGGGAGGUCCGAAUCAUUAUAGGAGGGCUCAGGGAGAUGAGGAAGAAACUAUGAGACAGGGACGCAAGGGGAGUAUAGCUGAGACAGAAAGUAGUGGCACAAAGGAAGAGAGUAGAAGCGGUGCAGGGGAGGUCUCGGUUGAUCAGAAGCGCAGGAGAGUCUGGAAGGAUCCGGCAGAAGAAAACAACACAGAAGAAGAGAUGGCACUGGACAACACAAAAAACGGGGAGGAGACGGGCUUCAACUAAUAGGCCCGUCUGAUAUGCUCGUGACGUUGCAGGUGCAGAAGUUCCAUGGUGGUGCCUAUUUUAUUAUUGGUUGUUUUAUUUCUUUUGACGUUCAGACUGUUGUUUUUGUUUGUUAUUUUGUUUACUAUUGUAAGACUCUUGCAUUAGGCUCGGGUGAUGAGAGUGCUAUAGUAACCAUUGUUGGCUCAAUUAUGCCCAAUUUAGGGUCAGCGAAUUAUACUGCUUUCUUGAAGGUGGUUAAUUCAGAGUCUGGCCCAAGGACGGAUGGUUAUUGGUGGUACUCUUGUUAUUUUAGAUCCUUGCUGAAUGCUCUUAUUCUAAUAUAAGCCCCCUUCAUCCAAAAAAAAUCAUAAUAUGCUUAAAUGAUAGAGAGUAUAUAUAAAAGAUGACUUAU